AACAAAAUGCCAAACAGCUCCUAUCUGUUUCUCGCCAGUUUUUACUCUCUCAAAUAGUCCAAUGUUCUGACUCGGUUCGCUUGUUUCUCUUUCUCUCUCUCUCUCUCUCUCUCUGUUAACAAUGGCGCAUCUCUUCAGAGACCUCUCACUCGGCCAUUCAAAGAGGGAGUCAACGCCACCGCCACCGCCUACUCAACCUCAACCAAUGCCGACUAAGCUCACCUCAACCGAUCUCCAAUCUCCACUCGGCCAACUCGCCUCUCAACUCAGCGAUUCGGACCUCCGACUCACAGCCUACGACGUCUUUCUUGCCGUAUGCCGUACCUCCUCCUCCAAACCUCUCUCCACUUCCGCCUCCUUCAAUUCCGACUCGCCGAGUUACAACUCGCCUGGCCAAAACCAUAACCACAACCACUCGCCUAACUCGCCUGCGUUGCAGCGCUCGCUUACGUCAGCAGCUGCUAGUAAGAUGAAGAAGGCUUUAGGAUUGAAGUCGCCGGGCUCUUCAUCGGGCUCGAAGAAGAGUCCGGGUUCCGGGCCAGGCUCGGGCCAAGGCAAGUCUAAGCGGCCUCCGACUGUGGGGGAGCUUAUGAGGAUUCAAAUGCGAGUACCUGAGACCGUUGAUUCGCGUGUUAGAAGAGCGCUCUUGAGAAUCGGCGGUGGCCUGGUUGGAAGGCGGAUUGAAUCUGUGGUUCUUCCAUUGGAGUUGUUACAGCAGCUUAAGCAGUCGGAUUUUACUGAUCAACAAGAAUAUGAUGCAUGGCAGAAAAGAAACCUCAAGGUUCUUGAGGCUGGGUUACUAUUGCAUCCUCGUGUUCCACUUGAUAAGUCACAUAAUGCAUCGCAAAGGCUACGACAAGCCAUUCAUGCUGCCCUAGAUAGGCCAAUAGAAACUGGAAAGAACAAUGAGUCAAUGCAAGUUCUUCGCAGUGCUGUUAUGUCUCUUGCUUCCAGAUCUGACGGGUCGUUCUCUGAUUCAUGCCAUUGGGCAGAUGGCAUUCCAUUGAAUCUUAGACUCUAUGAAAUGCUUUUGGAUACGUGCUUUGAUAUUAAUGAUGAAACAUCUAUUAUUGAGGAAGUUGAUGAGCUUAUGGAGCACAUAAAGAAGACAUGGGUGAUCCUUGGGAUUAACCAGAUGCUUCAUAACCUCUGCUUUACAUGGGUCCUGUUUCACCGUUUUGUUGCCACUGGCCAAGUUGAAAUGGACUUACUAUAUGCUGCUGAUAGUCAGCUAGCAGAAGUAGCAAAAGAUGCCAAGACAACCAAGGAUCCGGAAUACUCCAAGAUUUUAAGUUCUACAUUGAGUUCAAUACUGGGCUGGGCAGAGAAAAGACUCCUUGCAUAUCAUGACACUUUCGAUAGUGUAAAUAUGUAUACCAUGCAGGGCAUUGUUUCUUUAGGUGUAUCAGCGGCUAAGAUUUUGGUUGAGGAUGUGUCCUCUGAGUAUCGCAGAAAGAGGAGAGGGGAAGUUGAUGUAGCUCGAAGCAGAAUUGACACUUACAUCAGGUCAUCAUUGCGCACUGCUUUUGCUCAGAGAAUGGAGAAAGCAGACUCAAGCAGGAGAGCAUCCAAAAACCAGCCGAAUCCUCUUCCUGUUCUUGCAAUCCUUGCUAAGGAUGUUGGUGAUCUAGCAAUUCACGAGAAGCAGGUGUUCAGUCCAAUAUUGAAGGGUUGGCAUCCUUUGGCUGCAGGUGUGGCCGUGGCCACCCUUCAUGCUUGUUAUGCAAAUGAGAUAAAACAGUUUAUAUCAGGCAUUACGGAGUUAACCCCUGAUGCUGUUCAAGUACUGAGAGCUGCAGAUAAACUGGAGAAAGAUCUCGUGCAGAUUGCAGUUGAGGAUGCAGUAGACAGUGAUGAUGGUGGGAAGGCAAUAAUCCGUGAGAUGCCUCCCUACGAGGCUGAAGCUGCAAUUGCCAAUCUGGUUAAAGGGUGGAUCAAGACAAGAUUAGACAGACUUAAAGAGUGGGUUGACAGGAAUUUGCAGCAAGAGGUUUGGAAUCCGCAAGCAAAUCAAGAAGGAUUUGCUCCCUCUGCUGUUGAAAUAUUGCGAAUCAUUGAUGAGACUUUAGAUGCAUUUUUCCAGCUGCCAAUACCAACACAUCCUGCAUUGCUACCUGAUUUGAUGGCUGGCCUUGACAAAUGUCUUCAGUAUUAUGUAAUCAAGGCAAAAUCUGGCUGUGGAUCACGCAAUACAUACAUCCCUACAAUGCCAGCAUUGACCAGGUGUGAGACAGGAUCCAAGUUCCAAGGCGUGUGGAAGAAAAAAGAAAAGUCACAGAAUUCUCAGAAGAGAAAUUCUCAGGUUGCAACAAUGAAUGGAGAUAAUUCAUUUGGGAUGCCACAGCUGUGUGUUCGUAUCAAUACUCUGCACCGUAUCCGAACUGAGAUGGAAGUUUUAGAGAAGAGGAUAGUAACCCACUUGAGAAACUGUGAGUCUGCUCAUGUGGAAGAUUUUUCAAAUGGUUUGAGCAAGAAAUUUGAACUAACACCUGCUGCUUGUGUGGAAGGGGUGCAGCAACUGUCUGAGGCAGUAGCUUACAAAAUUGUAUUCCGUGACCUAAGUCAUGUUUUAUGGGAUGGUUUGUAUAUAGGGGAGCCAUCAUCUUCUAGGAUUGACCCUCUAUUACAGGAACUAGAGCGAAACUUGUUGACUAUCUCAGAAACUGUGCAUGAAAGAGUUCGUACAAGGAUUAUAACUGAUAUCAUGAAAGCUUCCUGUGAUGGAUUCUUGCUGGUUUUACUUGCUGGAGGCCCCUCUCGUUCUUUCUCUCGUCAGGAUUCUCAAAUUAUUGAGGAUGAUUUCAAAGCCCUUAAAGACUUGUUUUGGGCCAAUGGGGAUGGUUUGCCUGCUGACCUCAUAGAUAAGUUUUCAGCUACUGUGGGAGGUGUCCUUCCUCUCUUCAGAACUGACACAGAGAGCUUAAUUGAGCGGUUCAGACGUGUGACCUUGGAGACAUACAGCUCAUCAGCAAGGUCUAGGCUUCCACUACCUCCAACAUCAGGGCAGUGGAAUCCUACCGAGCCAAACACGCUCCUGCGCGUGUUGUGUUACCGGAAUGAUGACACAGCUUCAAAGUUCCUUAAGAAGACUUAUAAUCUACCUAAGAAACUCUAAUAACCUGGGCUAUGGUGUACAGCAAAACAAGGAAGGCUGCUUCCCUGUGUAGCAUUGUGUGCUUGGAAUGUUACUGUAAUCCUAUAUACUUUUUGUGAGAUGACCCAGAAAAGAUCCUUAGCAUGCCGUGCCUGGAUGGAUGCAAGUACCUAAAGAUGUGGCAGUAAUCUUGCAUAGUAUCUAUUCAGGAUGUUCUGGUAAAUGAAGUCCAGUUGCUACUCACCAAAAGAUGCAGAGUCGGGAGAGAGAGGAAACUAUAGAGGCAGAGAGGACUUUCAAGGGCUUGCUUGUGAGAAAAGGUGGGUGGAUUUUCAUUUAUUUCAAGAUUAUGAGAUUCCUUGGGAUCUAAUUUUGUCUAUUCCCUAUAGGAUUUAGCACAAUUUGCUUUGGCUUACGAGGUUCUUUUGUUCAUUUAUUUGUUUUUAUCCAUCAUUUGCUUGUUCAUUUUGCUUUUUAUAUUUAUUGAUAUGAAUUAUCAGUAUGUAUCAUAAAAUCAGGCUUUCAUUGAUUGCAAAGAAGAAAUACAGAUUUCCUAUUC
Messenger RNA from Theobroma cacao (cacao), 3653 nucleotides. RefSeq names its product elongation factor Ts (DUF810). NCBI's taxonomy places the organism in Eukaryota, Viridiplantae, Streptophyta, Magnoliopsida, Malvales, Malvaceae. The record is from RefSeq and is a predicted model, not a curated record.